Molecule: messenger RNA, 945 nt
Organism: Knipowitschia caucasica
Lineage: Eukaryota; Metazoa; Chordata; Actinopteri; Gobiiformes; Gobiidae
Source: the annotation of a GenBank genome assembly
AUGGAUUUUCUGGCUGGCUGCAUUGGAGGAGCUGCCGGGGUCUUAGUUGGGCAUCCCUUCGACACAGUGAAGGUGCGGCUGCAGGUGCAGAGUGUGGACAGACCCCUGUACCGUGGGACGUUCCACUGUUUCCAGUCCAUCAUCCGCCAGGAGUCUGUCUUUGGGCUGUACAAAGGCAUUGGAUCUCCCAUGAUGGGCCUCACCUUCAUCAAUGCCAUCGUGUUCGGUGUCCAGGGAAACGCUAUGCGACAGCUGGGAAAAGACACGCCCACAAACCAAUUCCUGGCAGGCGCGGCUGCGGGGGCCAUCCAGUGUGUGAUCUGCUGCCCCAUGGAGCUGGCCAAGACGCGCAUGCAGAUGCAGGGUACGGGCAUGAGGACGUCCUCCACCAACAAACUGUACAAGAACUCUCUGGACUGUCUGACACGCAUCUACAAGCGCGAGGGUGUGCGCGGCGUGAACCGCGGCAUGGUGACCACGCUGAUCCGUGAGACGCCAGGCUUCGGCGUGUACUUCUUGGCGUAUGACAUGCUGACACGGGGUCUGGGCUGCGAGCCCGAGGACCCCUACAUGAUCCCCAAGCUGCUUUUUGCUGGCGGCAUGGCGGGAAUUGCGUCCUGGCUGUCCACGUACCCGGUGGACGUGAUCAAGUCGCGGCUGCAGGCGGACGGAGUGGGUGGAGUCAACCGCUACAGCAGCAUCGCAGACUGUGUGCGGCAGAGCGUCGACAGAGAGGGGUACAUGGUGUUCACGCGUGGACUCACGUCCACGUUGCUCAGAGCCUUCCCCGUCAAUGCCGCCACCUUUGCCACGGUAACACUGGUGCUGAUGUACGCUCGUGCGGGAGACGACUGUCCCAAAGACUGUGAGCUCGCCCCCCCCACCCAGGCACCACCCACAGAACAGCAGGCUCCGCCCACACAGAUCCAGCCCAGCAGCCUGUAA